Molecule: messenger RNA, 486 nt
Organism: Emericellopsis cladophorae
Lineage: Eukaryota; Fungi; Ascomycota; Sordariomycetes; Hypocreales; Bionectriaceae
Exons: 1
Coding region: 1-486 (161 amino acids)
Source: RefSeq, a predicted model, not a curated record
AUGCGUCUGACCCUCGUUCAACUCAUCGGUUGGGCGGGCCUUGCCGCUGCCUCCGAGCGCCUGCUCCAGCACAACCCCGUCCACCCGUCCAAGGCCGCCCAUGCCGACAAGUGCCACUCUCCCAUGCUCUUCAGGGGCAAGUACACGCUGGGGCGCGCCAGUCUCGGCUGUGGCAUCCAUGAAACGCACCGGUCAUGUGCCUACAACGAGAUGGACCCCUUUGAAUUCGCCUACGAGAUGUGCGAGCAAGGCGACGGCGUGUGCCCCCAGGCCAUCCAGCUGGCCGUGCAGGUACAGGCCCAGCUCGACGGGGAGAAAGCCAUGCACGCGGCAAAGGCGAAGCAGGUCUCGGGCGACAAAACCCACUGCUACACCCACAAGCAUGACCAUGCCAGGUUCGACCCCGAACGAGCCGCGGCGGCGGUCAAGGAGGCUGCGGACAAAGAUGCUGCGGCCAAGCAGGUCCACGCCGACCCGCAGGAAUAA